GUACUGAAAAGCCCUCUCCGAUACAGCGUCAUGCUCCAUUUCUCGUAAAAUGAAGUCGACAAACAAGGCACGCGGAGUGAGGGAUACAGUAUAGGAUUUACUUUUAUCAGUUCACAUGGUUAUUCUUCAGACAAAUUUGCACAAAGAGAACAUGUCGCUUUGUCUGACUGGAAAAACGGCUCUUGUGACAGGCUCCACAGGCACUCUCGGUAAAGAAGUUAUCAAGGGAUUGGCAGAGGCCGGAUGUUUCAUUAUAGGAACAGAUCAGGUCCCAAAGUACGCAGUCGACAGCGUCUUUGACGAAUUAAAUCUUGUAUCUGGUACACAUAUGACGUAUAUCUCAUGUGAUUUAGCUUUAACAGAAGACAUCGAAAAACUGUUCAAGGAAAUAGACAAAGAACAUCCAGAGGGCGUAGACAUUUUUGUCAAUGUUGCAGGGACGCUUUGUUUCGGAUCCCUCGUAGAAGACAUAUCCCUGGACGAUUGGUGUAGGGAGAUAUCCAUCAAUCUCACAUCAGCCUUUAUGAUCACGCAAUACGUCAUUCCUAAAAUGAAAGAUAAAGGUUGGGGACGUAUCAUAUAUGUUUCCUCUCAGCUGGGAUUAACGGCGAUACCAAAGGCCUCAGCAUACAUCGCAUCUAAAGCAGGCCUUCUGGGUCUCACAAGGGCUGUGGCAGUGGAGUCAGCUGAAAUGGGAGUAACAGUCAACGCGGUUUGUCCCGGACCAAUGGAUAACGGGUUCAUUGACGAUGUUUUCAAAACUCAUGCGGUGGACAGGAAAAUAUCAAUCCAAGAUGCAAAGCAAUUGAUGAAGACAUAUCUUCCUACGAAGAAAUUUUCCAGUUCUACACAGGUUGCAUCGUUCAUAUUAUACCUGUGUUCUCCCGGUGCUGACAACAUGACUGGAACGUCGACGUCAAUGGACGGAGGGUUCAACGCUAUGUGAAAAUAUACAUUAUCAACACUGCUUGAAUGAAUGUUCCGGUGAAAAUACCUAUUAAUACACAGGCUUGUGGUGUGUAAUUUGGGAGACAUGCUGCAUGUACAUAUAUUAAAUGGUCAUGUAUAAUUAAACCUUACACUCUU
Ostrea edulis (European flat oyster) is the source of this 1086-nucleotide messenger RNA. RefSeq names its product D-beta-hydroxybutyrate dehydrogenase-like. NCBI's taxonomy places the organism in Eukaryota, Metazoa, Mollusca, Bivalvia, Ostreida, Ostreidae. The record is from RefSeq and is a predicted model, not a curated record. Bases 116 to 946 code for a protein of 276 amino acids. The transcript is spliced from 9 exons.